Pocillopora meandrina is the source of this 1270-nucleotide messenger RNA. NCBI's taxonomy places the organism in Eukaryota, Metazoa, Cnidaria, Anthozoa, Scleractinia, Pocilloporidae. The record is from the annotation of a GenBank genome assembly.
AUGGACACAGGAAAGGUUCUUGAUGUGGAGGCCCUAAGCCAAGGAUGCAAACAGUGUGAGCGGCAUGAACAAAUGGACAAGAAUUCUCUUGAAUAUCAGAUGUGGAGAGCUGAUCACACCACUUGCAAGUCAAAUUUCCAGGGAUCAGCACCUGCUAUGGAACCAGAGGGUGCAGAGCGCAUAUUUCAAAGGUCUGUUGAGCUGCACAAUCUCAGGUACACUGAAUUUUAUGGGGAUGGGGACAGCAAGAGUUUUUCCAGGAUAAAGAAUAUUUAUCAAGAUGCUGGAAUUUUAGUGGAAAAGAAAGAAUGCAUCGGUCAUGUGCAGAAGAGGGUUGGAACUGCACUUCGCAAAUUAAAGCGUGACAAUCCAAGCCUUGGAGGCAGAGGGAAACUCACAGAUAGUCUAAUUGAUAAACUGCAGAACUAUUAUGGCAUUGCCAUAAGGUCCAAUGUUGGAAAUUUGGCUGGAAUGAAGAAAGCUAUCCAUGCUAGCCUCAUGCAUUGUGCCUCAAGUGAGGCACGCCCACUUCAUGACCACUGCCCAACAGGUAGUGCAAGUUGGUGCAAGUAUCAAAAGGACAAAGCCAACCAUACGAAUCUCUUUAAGCAUGGACCUGGCCUUCCUUUACCUGUUAUUGCCAAGCUAAAGCCUGAAUAUAUUCGACUUAGUGAGAACAACUUAUUGCAGAAGUGUCGGAAAUGAGACUAAAGAAUCUGCUAUGUUCCGAAACUUCACGUUUUAUUUUAUAAAAUCAACUUAAUCUCCCGCUCUCUCUCACCGUUUUCUGUCUUUCGCUCUGGUCUCUCUCAUUUUAAAUAUAUAAUAUGAUCCUAUUGUUCAAUCAUCUGUCACUUAUCGCAAAAAAUCAACCGGAAAUCAAUUAACGCUGAAUAAUCUCUCACAGAAGUGCUUACAUGGCAAGACACAAAAUCAAAAUGAGUCUUUGAAUGGGAUGGUAUGGCAAAGGAUUCCAAAAGAAAUUUAUGUUGGAAGGGAGACAUUAGAAUUAGGACUUUAUGAUGCUGUUUCUUAUUUUAAUAUUGGUUCAAUUAGUAUUAUUAAGCUUUUCCAAGCCCUUGGUAUUCCUUCUGGCAAAUAUACCGAGGAGGGUUGCAGACUCCAAGACCAGCUAAGAGUUAAUAUUGCGCAACAUAAAAGCAAAGCUACUACCAAGAAGCGAUGCAAAGUGAUUAGGGGCCUUAAAAAACAAAAAGAUGACCAUAAUAAGCAAACUGAAGGAGUCAGCUAUGGCCCUGGUCAGUUUUGA